This is a messenger RNA of Scedosporium apiospermum, 384 nucleotides long. Its product is annotated as Vacuolar protein sorting-associated protein 55. Gene Ontology annotation, cellular component: endosome; Vps55/Vps68 complex. The coding region runs from base 1 to 384 and encodes 127 amino acids. The record is from RefSeq and is a predicted model, not a curated record. NCBI's taxonomy places the organism in Eukaryota, Fungi, Ascomycota, Sordariomycetes, Microascales, Microascaceae. Gene Ontology annotation, biological process: late endosome to vacuole transport via multivesicular body sorting pathway. The transcript has 2 exons.
AUGACCGCCGGUCUCAAAACAAUCAUCGCCCUCUCCUUCGUCCUCGCCGUAGGCUUCCUCCUCGUCAUCCUCUCCUGCGCCCUCUGGAAGGUCUACUACCCCCUCCUCGUCGUCGCCACCUACGUCCUCGCGCCAGUACCGAACUGGAUCUGUAGUCACUGUGCGAAUCCGGAUGACUACGAGAGCUCGAGUUCGGCGAUUCUCGAUUUGGGGAAGUUUUGUACCGGCUUUUUGGUAGUGAUGGGAAUGGCUCUUCCCGUCGUGUUGGCGCAUGCGGGCUUGAUUCAGGUUGAGGCUAUGAUCAUGUCGAUAACCGGCGGCCUGCUCAUCUACGGUACCAUUAUCUCCUUCGGCAUGUUCUUCCAAGAGGAACAGGACUUCUAA